Messenger RNA from Hevea brasiliensis (rubber tree), 1243 nucleotides. RefSeq names its product zinc finger protein CONSTANS-LIKE 2. NCBI's taxonomy places the organism in Eukaryota, Viridiplantae, Streptophyta, Magnoliopsida, Malpighiales, Euphorbiaceae. The transcript has 2 exons. Gene Ontology annotation, molecular function: zinc ion binding. The record is from RefSeq and is a predicted model, not a curated record. Bases 262 to 981 code for a protein of 239 amino acids.
UUUUUCUGAAUGACAAUUUUACCCUCUUCACCUUUUAUUUUGUUGAGCCUCAGGUUGGCCAUUUUCGUAAUAUAAAGCGGAUACACCGUCUGCAGCGGUGAAGGAGUUUAAUUUUCAGUUGCCUCUCUGCGUUCCAAGAAAACUCCGACAUAGUGUCUGAAAGCUAAAGGAGUAGAAAACAAUAAUACUAAUAAUAAUAAUAAUACUAUAAUUUUAAUUGUAGAAAACUAGAGAUAAAAAAUAACUUAGAAGGCGAGAAAAAUGAAGAAGUGCGAGCUAUGCAAGUUAUCGGCGAGGAGCUACUGCGAAUCGGACGAGGCCUGCCUCUGUUGGGAUUGCGAUGCUAGAGUUCAUGGAGCCAACUUUCUGGUCGCUAGACAUACGCGCAACCUCCUCUGCCAGACCUGUCAAUCUAUCACUCCUUGGAAAGCUACCGGUGUUAAACUUGGCCGCACUGUUUCCAUCUGUGAUAGAUGUGCAAAUGGAGCUAAUCGUAAAGAAGAAGAAGAAUCUGAGGAGGCUAAUAAUGAUGAUGUAAGCACUGAGGACGAUGAUGAUCUUUCCACCGGCGAUAAGGAGGAGAACGAGGGGGAUACUGAUAAUCAGGUGGUUCCGUGGUCGUCUACAACGCCGCCUCUGGCCACCAGUUCUUCCUCUUCUUCUGCUUCUAGUAGCCAAGUGAGUGUGAGUAGAUUCACUCGCAGAGUCUUUUGUGAAUCUGUGAACGUGAAAUCUUUGAAACGGACGCGUGAGAGUUCUACAGAUCUUCGGUCUACGUUUCCGGUUUCUGCAAUCGAUGCCAACCACUCUUCUUCUCAACGGAGGUACGGUCGACCAGCGUUGACAACUCAGGCGAGUGGCGGGGGCGGUGACGGAGAAGCCAUUUCUGUUGACUACUCCUUGUCCUUGAGGCCUAUGAAAGACCGUAGAACUGAAACGGAGUACUCCUUUCAGGCCGGUUCGGGAUCUGUGGCGCAGUAACGGGAAAUCGAACGAAGAAUCCGAAGCCGUCGAUGCUGAUUCGUCAUGUAAUCCUAGCCGAACGAUUUGAGGUAAUUUUGGCUCGGCCUUUCCUAACAAAUGUCUAUAGUAGAGUUUUCGUUUGACCAUUAUUCAGUUAUGUAUUAAAAUUACUAUUUAGUGAGGUUUCUUCUGUUAAAAUAGCGUAUGUAACAAGGACUUUUGUUCUUAAUUUUAUAUAUAUUAAAAUAAUAAUAUAUACAUGAUAUCCAUUUUUGUUUAA